AAUCCUGGAGCCUGUGAGGCAGCCUGUAAGCUUGAGUAGUCUCAAAGGAAAGACACUUGCUGUUGAUUUAAGUCUGUGGGUUUGUGAAGCACAGACAGUUAAAAAGAUGAUUGGAGUAGUUACCAAGCCACAUCUGAGUCUUAUAUGCAGUGGAAUGGAAACAUCAGCCCAGAUACAGAAUCACAGAAUUGCUAAGGUUGGAAAAGACCCACAGGAUCAUCCAGUCCAACCAUGCGCCCUUCACCAAUGGUUCUCGCUAAACCAUGUCCCUCAACACAACAUCCAAAUGCUCUUUGAACACCACCAGGGUCGGUGACUCCACCACCUCUCUGGGCAGCCCAUUCCAGUGCCUGACCACCCUUUCAGAGAAGUAGUAUUUCCUAACAUCCAGCCUGAAUCUUCCCUGAUGCAGCUUGAAGAUGCAAGGUUAUGGCUUCAAAAGUGAGAUGAAGGGAUGGACAAAUUUCUACAAAGAAAAAAAAUAAUAAUAAUAUUUCAGAAACCUAUUUUUUCGGUACUCUUUUUUCACAUCAAUGGGAAUUAAACUGGUGUUUGUCAUGGAAGGCGAGGCACCCAAGCUGAAGGCAGACACCAUGAGUAAGAGAAAUGAGAUACGAUAUGGAGCUUCCAACAAACAUGGGGUUGCAAGAACAGGGAGAUCUUCUUUUAAAUCCAUUCUAAAAGAGUGCCUCCAGCUGCUGGAGUGUUUAGGUGUUCCAUGGGUUCAAGCAGCUGGGGAAGCAGAAGCAAUGUGUGCUUACCUGAAUGCAAAAGGCCAUGUCGAUGGGUGCAUUACCAAUGAUGGAGAUGUUUUCUUAUAUGGAGCUCAAACAGUUUAUAGGAACUUUGCCAUGAAUUCUAAGGAGCCACAUCUUGACUGCUACACAAUGUCCUCUAUUAAGGAGAAGCUUGGUUGUGACAGAGAGUCUUUGAUUGGACUAGCUGUUCUUCUGGGUUGUGAUUAUCUUCCAAAGGGCAUUCCAGGAGUUGGAAAAGAACAAGCUUUAAAAUUAAUUGAGACUUUGAGAGGUCAAAAUUUACUGCAAAGGUUUGAGCAAUGGAAAGAACAAUCUGAACAUGAUAAUAAUCCACCUUUGGUUGUUAAAAGAGUAGUGCACUGUUCUGAGUGCCAUCAUCCAGGAUCAUACAAGGAACAUGAGCGCGGUGGAUGUAAAUUCUGUGAAAGCACUAGAUACUGCAAACCCAGUGACUCCAAAUACUGCUGCCCUUGUGAAUGGCAUCAGUUAGAGCAAGUGAAACAAGCAAGUGCAGUGGAGGACAAUAUCAGAAAAAAAGCUAAGAGUUGUGAAGGCUUUCCAUUCUCUGAGGUUAUCCAAGAAUUUAUUGUAAACAAGAAUGAACUGAACAAGAUAAUGGAAUGCAAAAGGCCAAAUUUAUUGUCAUUUCAGAUAUUUGCUUCUGAGAAGAUGGAAUGGUCAAAGCAUUAUGCUUACAUGACUAUGGAUCCUGGGUACUUAAAAUGGAUACACAAGAAAAACAGCAAGAUGCAAAUAACUAUUUCCAUCUCAGUAUUUUCCUGGCAUCCAGUUCCUGUUACUCAGGAGUUCUCUGGGCCAGAGAUAGUCAAGACACGUGUUAAAAAUGGAAUUCCCUGUUUUGAAAUUGAGUGGCAAAAACCAGAACACUAUGUUGAUGCAGAAGAUGAGCCUAUGGAUUUGCAUGUAGUUACAAUAGAAGAGGAGUCUUUGUUUCAGGCUGCUUAUCCAGAUGUUGUUUCUCUUUACCAAAUGGAAAAGUCAGAAGCUCUGGCAAAGAAACAGAAAAACAAGAAAAACAGACCGAAAGAAAAGGAGUUAUCAGAUGCUUAUGGUGAAGUUACCAAUCUUCUGUCUCAAAUGAAUUUCAAGACUGCAUAUGAAAUUAUUCCUGUGCCAGACCACACAUCUGAUGGAAAAACUCCACCUGAAUAUCAGAUAUGCCAGAGAAGCACAGAAUCAAAAGAUCCAGUAAUGGCUGCAGCUUCUUGUGUAACAUCUGUUCAAAUGUCAGAAUCAGUUGGACUUUCUCUGACAGCAUCACCUUGCUUACACUUACAGAGUACAUCGACUGACUCAUCUGUAGUGCCAGUACAGUCUACUAAAAACUCAGGAGUGUCAUCUUCUGUAAUGGCAGAUCUACAACUGAGCAGUACUGAUAGGAAAGGAACCUUCUUCAGCACUUCACCAACCCAUGGAUAUUAUACCUGUGAUCCAGCAGCUGACUUGACUGCGUACAUAAAACACUCAUAUCCACUACAUCGUAGCUCAGAAUAUUCUGGUGCUGCACAGUCAGACCAAGAUCAUUCUGAUAGUGCAGAUGAUUUGCUUUCAGAUGGCCGUAUGGAACAGCUUCAAAAGUUGUCUUUAAGGGAGCGUAUACUUAAGAUGACUUCUGUUCCAUCAAAGCUUAUGCUGCCAGAAGAUGUAAUGCCACAGGAGCCUUUCAGACACUUUAAACACACAGAAGCAGCAUUGAAACUUGAUAAUCUCUCUUCCUCAUGUCAGUUAAAUAAACUAGUGCGAGACACUAAAAAUAUGCUACCAGAAACCUGUGCAAGUGAAUCCAGUGCACCUGUUUCACAAGAAGGUGACACCCUGCAUGAAAUGAUACAGAAAGACCAUAAUAUAAGCAGUUCAACAUCUCUAGUCCCCAGUGGACAAACAACAGAGCUGUUGCAUAGUGUGUGUGAAGUGCUUCCACAGCCUCAAAAGCCAGCAAAUGUUGUUCCUGUCUGUAACGUUACAAAAGCUUAUACUCAGACUGCUUGGAAAACUUCUUUUAAGAGUGUGUGUCAGGGCAAGUGCUCUUCUAGCGAGGACAGUGAUGAUGGGAACAUGAAUAAAAAUCCAAUUUGUAAGCAGAAGAAAAGACAACUGAACCCUGACCAGUUUAAAAAAACUUUUGCGAAGAAAAGGUAUAACACUGCUAGUAUCAAAAGUACAAGCAGUGACUCAGCACUUGUAAUUAAAGGGAGGGAGAAAACCACCAAUUUUAAGCAAGUUGGUGGGAAUUUGUCGUUAGAGGUCUUUCCAGAAGAUUCCUCUGUAGUUGAAGUUGAUUGUUCCCAAAGUUCAGAACAGCUGUUUCAGGGUGUAGGUUCCAGUCCUGCACAACAAGCUGACAGUGAUGUUCUGAUUUCUGCGUGGGCGGACAGUCCCCUUCCCCUGUCUGAAAGACUAAAAAGAAGACUCAAAAGCAAUUAGGUUGCUCAUAAAAUAAUUAUGGUAACAAUUAACUCUGAAACAUCACUUCUCAUAGAGCUAUUUUUCAAAGUUUCUCCUGUGCUAUGUAAAUUGAAGUAGAAACAUUCAUGAUGAAUAAGAAGUGUUGUGAAAUACUUUAUACCGGUGCUAAAGUUUGAAACUAAAAUGUUGACAAAUAUUAAAUCAGACAUUAUAAGCAAAUACCAAUUAUUCUGGCCUUGGAACAGUAGACUGUAGUAUACAAGGGAGCAGGUUUGGUACUUUUGAAUUAUGAAGUAUUUUUCUCCGCUGGAACUUUGAAAUCUGCCAUGCUGACUUAAUCUUGCUACUUUAAACUAUCCUUUUCAAACUAUGGGAUGCUGCAUGUGUUGAUUAUCUCUAAUGGGUCAGAAAGAGACAUGCAGCGGAUGUACGUUUGAGUAUAGCUAAAUUUAUAAUACACUGUGCCCUGUAAUAAACCUCUUUGAAUGUUUGUACCUUCCCGAUGGAACAAGCCAUAUAAGGAUAUUCUGGUUUUGUAGCUGUCACUUGUGCUAUUAAAGAAAAUGUGAUGGCUGUUUUAACCACGUAAGUUAGGGCAUUUUUAAUUUACAGAGCGUAUGCAAUUCCAUCUAAUGUUCACAUAUACUAAGAUAAAAGUUAAAUACAGAAUAUCAAAAUCUGAUGACAAUAUUGCAGACUUUCUGAUAAAUAUCAUGCGCUGUGUUUAAUUUUACAGUGGGAACUAAAAUGCAGUUUGAUUUUGGAAGGUGUUUUUUUUUCCUCUUUAUAAUCAAGCAAACUGAUCAUAAACAAAAAAAUACUGCCUUCUGAAGCUUAUUAGAAAAUUUUUCCUUACCUGUACUUAAGCAUUCAUAGUUUUUUUUUUGUACUAACCAGAAUGAAGGCCCAUCUUACUCACAUGCAGUGUUUAUAUUCUACUUGGUUUAUAUUAUUCGUGUAUUAAUGAAAAGGUCAAUUAUUUCUUACAAAGGCAGAAACCUUAGAAGUUAGGAAGCUAAACUCUAGCUGUAUUUAAAGAAGAAGUAGUGAAUACAAUCUGUAAUUAGUGAAAAUGGUAACUUCUUAGCUUGCCUGCUGGCAGGUAGAGAAAGCUGAUUUGUAGUAAAUGUUCUGAAUGAGAAAUGAAUUACAUAGAUGAGCAAAAAUUCCAAAACCAUUGGAAACGUUUUCAGUUUUGAAGAUAGUUUCUUUCUGGAGGCUCACCACCCAGAUGGUGUGAGUGUAUAUCUGAAAGAACAGAAGCGCUAUGGAGAAUCAGAGUAGCAGUCACCUGCCCAUUAGAAAGGGAGAGAUUUCAGAUGUUGCAGUCAAUGGUGGACUGAUUUUGUAUGUGUGCAGAGAAACACUUGUUUAUGUUUGAUUCUAUUUUUUUUCUUGCUGCUGAUUUUUGAAUACCGAAGGUUGUAAUCGGUAGCUUGAAUUUCCAUGAAUAAAAAUAUCAGCACUAUACAACCA
Molecule: messenger RNA, 4661 nt
Organism: Gallus gallus (chicken)
Lineage: Eukaryota; Metazoa; Chordata; Aves; Galliformes; Phasianidae
Gene: GEN1
Product: GEN1, Holliday junction 5' flap endonuclease
Exons: 15
Coding region: 534-3203 (889 amino acids)
Molecular function (GO): four-way junction DNA binding; 5'-flap endonuclease activity
Source: RefSeq, a predicted model, not a curated record